AUGGAUUCGCCAACGAAGCUUUACCCAUCCUGUGGCCCAGAACCUUCUCAGAUGGCCAGUGGAGAAAAUUCCCAGGGAGGCUCAGCCGCCUCUCGAACCAUCUCUGAAGUGUUAGUUAAGAACCUUAGUAAAUUGACUCUUGACCCUACCGUCAAACUCCCUUCGCCUCUCCCGGAAUAUCCAACCCAGCAGGACAGCGAGAAGAAACCACAGGGGCUUGUGGACAGAAUACUCAGCAACAGGAGGAGAACUGGAGUCAGGACUCUGUUAACUGCACGGAAAGAAAGGAUGGAAAGGCUGAUGUGGCUGGUCAAAAACCAUCGCUACUUCAAGCAGAGUUCCACGGAUGAAUCGAGAGUGGAAAGAUUUAGAUGUAGAUGUCAUUAUUGCCUGUAUCAUAAAGAUCCUUCUGAGGAUACCAACACGGAGAAUAAUUAUGACAUGGAGUCGUUGUAA
Hyaena hyaena (striped hyena) is the source of this 456-nucleotide messenger RNA. RefSeq names its product developmental pluripotency-associated protein 3-like. Lineage: Eukaryota; Metazoa; Chordata; Mammalia; Carnivora; Hyaenidae. The record is from RefSeq and is a predicted model, not a curated record. Gene Ontology annotation, biological process: epigenetic programing of female pronucleus. Gene Ontology annotation, cellular component: nucleus. Bases 1 to 456 code for a protein of 151 amino acids. The transcript is spliced from 3 exons.